Colletes gigas is the source of this 1217-nucleotide messenger RNA. RefSeq names its product UPF0489 protein C5orf22 homolog (gene MESR6). Lineage: Eukaryota; Metazoa; Arthropoda; Insecta; Hymenoptera; Colletidae. The transcript has a single exon. The record is from RefSeq and is a predicted model, not a curated record. Bases 44 to 1189 code for a protein of 381 amino acids.
CCUGUGCGCACCGAUUAUUGCAGAUCUGCAAAUCGGGAAAACUAUGUCGUUCUCCAGGAAAUAUUUCAAGAGAGUGCCGAUUUACGUGGUGGAGGAUCACAACGAGGUUCUACCGUUUAUUUACCGAUGCCUGGGAUCGAAGCAUCUCCCGUUCGAGGGUAACACGUUCAUACACUUGGACUCCCACGCCGACAUGCUCAUACCGAAAGAAAUGCCGGCUGAGACAGUGUGGGACAAGAACGAAUUGUUCGAGGAAAUUAGUAUCGAGAAUUGGAUGCUCCCGGCGGCCUACGCUGGUCAUUUUAAGCACCUGAUCUGGGUGAAACCGCCGUGGUCGAAUCAGAUGGCCGAUGGAGUGACGACCUUCUUGAUAGGCAAGCACAAGGAAAGCGGUUCGAUAAGACUCACGUGCACCGAGCCUUAUUUCGUCAGCGAGGGUCUGUUCGCCAUGGCGGACGAGCUGGAGAAUACACGGGAGAUUACGUUGCACGUGAUCACCAUCGGUAGUUUCAUCGAGGAUCCGGGGAAGAGGGACGAUUUCACCGCGAUCAGCUUCGCUCUGCGGCAGUAUCUGCCCGAGAGAGACACCCCCUACAUUCUGGACGUCGAUCUCGACUUCUUCAGCACGAAAAAUCCCUUCAAGACGAUUUACGAUCGAGUGAAUCUCUACGAGAAGCUCACGCCAUUGUACACGUUCCAACGGCCGGACUCCACGGAACCGGAAGUCCUGAAAGAGGCGACCACCGCCCGAAACAAGCAGCUUAAAGAGCUGGAAAGACUCUUCGGGCAUUUGGAGGCGAAUCGGAGCCUCCAGAGCUACGAGGGCGAGAAAUCGGCGAGGUACGAAGCCGUGGAGCUGAUCUUUCGCGAGCUCACCAGCGUGUACAAGCAGUCGGAGAUCGAUUGGAAAUUGAUACACGACGCAGGCUGCACCAGAGACGACACCGACCUGCCCGAUCACGUCACCACGCGUAACGAUCUCGACCGUUUGAUCAGCGGUACGUUCAGAUCGUUCAUGGCCGCACUGCCAGCCACCCCGACGAUCGUCACGAUCGCUAGAUCCAGCGAGGACGAGUACUGCCCGCCCGACGACGUCGAUCAUAUACAGUUCGGUGUUCUCGAGGAGCUACGCCAACGUCUAGGAGACGUGGACGUUCAGCUAGCGUUCCAGGACGAAGAAAUAUUCUAAACUUUGGAGAACAUUCUCCGCAAACUAA